GCUCAGCUUCUAGGAGCAGAAACCAGAGUCGAACUCGAGUGGGAGCCAUUCUAGGCCAGCUGCUGAGACCUCUUUCAUCUCCCCCCGGGAAACCCAGGGAUUCAUAAUGCUUCCAUCAGCUUCCUUCUGAUUUGGCCAGCAACCAGGAAUGAAUUGAGAUGAUGUACACUGCCAAGAAAUGUGGAAUCAGAUUCCAGCCUCCAGCCAUUAUCUUAAUCUAUGAAGGGGAGGUCAAGAACAAAAGUCGCCAGCGUAUCAUGCCAAUCCGAAACUUUUCCAAGUUUUCAGACUGUGGGAGAGCAGCUGAACAGCUGAAGUAUAAUCCAAGACACAAGGCCUACCUUGAGGGGGUGUCUCUGCGGCAGUUAGAGAAAUUAUUCACUUUUUUAAAAGGUUUUCUAUGGGGGCAAACCUUGGACCAAACUAUGGAACAGAUUCAGCGGGAAACAACCAUUGAUCCUGAGGAAGACCUGAACAAACUCGAUGAUAAGGAACUUGCAAAAAGGAAGAGCAUCAUGGAUGAACUUUUUAAGAAGAAUCAGAAAAAGAAAGAUGACCCAGAUUUUGUCUAUAACGUUGAGAUAGAGUUCCCACAGGAUGAGCAGCAACAGUCUUGUAGCUGGGAUGCGGAGUCAGAUGAUGAGUUCUAAUACCAAACAAAAUCAAAAAUUUAUCGAGAGCACCAGAAAUCUGUAAUAACUCAGAGAACAUAGUUAAGAUAUUGCAGAAUUGUAAAAGGACACUAAAUGUAUAUGUUGA
This is a messenger RNA of Gracilinanus agilis (Agile Gracile Mouse Opossum), 759 nucleotides long. It is a transcript of the gene CEP19, whose product is annotated as centrosomal protein 19. Bases 159 to 650 code for a protein of 163 amino acids. The record is from RefSeq and is a predicted model, not a curated record. The transcript has 3 exons. Lineage: Eukaryota; Metazoa; Chordata; Mammalia; Didelphimorphia; Didelphidae. Gene Ontology annotation, biological process: microtubule anchoring at centrosome; trans-Golgi to periciliary membrane compartment transport. Gene Ontology annotation, cellular component: centriole; centrosome; spindle pole.